AUGACGUCGAAGUCUGAAAACAAAGCGAGCGAAGGCAUCUACUAUGGAAACUUCGCCGGAAAGUUUGAAGACAGCGUGGCAUCGCAUGAUGUUGCCGGUAAUGUCUACAUCAUGGAUAAAAAGACUCUCUUCGUCAAAGGUUUCGUUUACGACGGACAAGCACCGGGGGCCGUCAUGUGGGUGGGAACCUCUGGAACCAGACCAUCGGGAAACGGAGUAGCUUUGUCAAUCAGCCCAGGGGCCGCCGUUGAGCCACUGGAAAAAUUUGACGGCACGCGGGAUCUUACACUCUCGCUACCAGGGAACCUUGAAGCAGGACAGCUUGCCUGGCUGUCUGUGUGGUGCGAUCUAUUCACCGUUGACUUUGGACAUGUUUUGUUAGCAAACAUGUUAGUCCCUGAACCAGUGACUAUUAGUGGAUUUGCCUUUGGGGCGCAUAACAUUAUGUCCGGACCAGUGACUCUAAAGAAUGAGAAAACACUAAUUAUUGAGGACUUCUCAUAUGACGGGAAUGGACCAGGUGCAUAUUUUACCGUCGGAGUUGGCAGGCCAUCUGUCCGCGGUUACAAAGUUCCUGAUGAAAACGGCAGUGACAAGGCACUGGACCAGCCGUAUGAAGGCACAACGAUAGAGCUGACAUUACCCGAUGGCGUCACAUUCCAUGACGUUGAGUACUUCAGUAUAUAUUGCUUUCCGUUUCGAGCAGAUUUUGGACACUUCGCUAUCCCGGAAAUUCCCCGCGGCAAUUUACCGUCUUCUCUUGCGACGCCAAAGCCAAAGAAGAGUUCUUCUGGGGUGAACUGCGAGACGAUGCUACCAGAUGUCUUCAAUGUUGCCUGGCUAACUCGACCAGACGCCAUUCAUAUGAUAUUCACUGGCAGAAUUGAGCCGGGUACGUACAUGGCUUUUGGUGUGAGUGGUUCACAGCAUGCGACUAGCAUGUUAAAUGCGGACGCCACGGUGGCUUGGAUAGACACACAGUCGAAUCUACCACGUGCAGAAGAUUACUUCCUCAGGGACUAUGCUCAGUGCACGGGGGUGUCAGGAGCAUGUCCAGAUACACAGUUUGGCGGAACGAAUGACGUGAUAGUACAAGGAUUCAAGAUUGCAAACGGAACCACGGGGAUAUAUGUCAUCAGGAAGCUCUUAUCAGAAACAGGUGAUAAUAAGCACGACAAGGCCCAUACUGGAGUGAAGAAUAUCGUGUGGGCCAUUGGACCAAUCAACAACGAUGGCAUUGUUUCCAAGCACUCACAUACUAUACAAGGUAUCGUGAGACUGGAUUUCGAAAGAACUCCGGUAAUCAACUGUAACGAGCUACCGCAGACAACUGACGAACCUAAACAGGAGGUGCAGGUGUGGCCACCUCGAAUACUUUCCGGCAUACCGACGAGACAGUUCCAUUUUACGAUGGGACCAUCCGGGGGGAAACCGGGAUACACAGGCACUACAGGCCAGGUAUCCUGGGGCAUUGCUUACUGGGUGAAUGGUCUACUGAUUCCCAAGCUGGUGCUGAAGAGAGGCGAGACAUACAUCUUCAUCAUAGAGACUGGCAACAACCCGUCGCACACAGCCAGCUACCACCCUGUCUACAUCACCAGCGACCCUAUCGGCGGAUUCAUACAAAACACCGAGCAGGAAAGACAGUCUCUUCUCGGCGGAGUUUAUUACGGGAUUGAUGGCAAUCAAAUGCCUUCAGAAGGAGCGACCGGAUCCUUUUGCGAAUAUACUCCCAUUGAUACCAGCCUGAGAGCGGAGGAUACUGCGAGCUUUGAGGAGUACAAGGCUAAUCAGUUACUGCAGUGCGAAGAGCCUAGAGUUCCAGGCGUAUUCCAGUGGAGACCCGACGCCAGGACGCCACAAACUCUCUACUACCAGUGCUUCCAGCAUCGGUAUCUCGGCUGGAAGAUAGAGAUCUCUGAUGAAUAACAACCCACGAAUGAAAUCACUGUAACCUACAUCUACCAUCGCCGACAGCAGCAUAAGCAGCAGCAUAAGUAGCAGCAGCAGCAGAAGCAACAGCAGCAUCAGCAACAUAAGCAGCAGCAGAAGCGGCAUCAGUGGCAGCAGCAGCAUUAUCAACAGCAGUAGCAGAAAGAUCAGGGCCGUAAGCUGAAGAUAAAUUCCUACGGAUGGGGCAAAAUCCUCAUUUGCCAUACAAGAAAUAAUUCGCAUGUCGGGCAGGGUUGGGCCGAAGGAAUAAUUGUGUUUUUGUAACUGUUUUUGUAAAAUUGUAAUUUUUGUUCCAUUAUUUAUAACAUUUAUUUUCGGGUUACUCACAAUUACUACCGAAGCUUAUCUUUUUAGGUUUCCUCCAAAACCUAGGGGGCAGCUACGCCCACUUGUCCCCAGAAGCUACGGUUCUGCAUACAGACAAACAUUUCUCUCUGACACACGUGCACGGUCUCUAAGACGAGAGAUUCUUUAUUCACAAGACACGAGUAACAUGUACAACA
This is a messenger RNA of Priapulus caudatus, 2456 nucleotides long. RefSeq names its product protein Skeletor, isoforms B/C-like. The coding region runs from base 1 to 1929 and encodes 642 amino acids. The record is from RefSeq and is a predicted model, not a curated record. NCBI's taxonomy places the organism in Eukaryota, Metazoa, Priapulida, Priapulimorpha, Priapulimorphida, Priapulidae. The transcript has 16 exons.